Paraphaeosphaeria sporulosa is the source of this 2162-nucleotide messenger RNA. RefSeq lists its product as uncharacterized. Gene Ontology annotation, cellular component: MIS12/MIND type complex. The record is from RefSeq and is a predicted model, not a curated record. The transcript is spliced from 4 exons. Gene Ontology annotation, biological process: mitotic sister chromatid segregation; cell division. Bases 341 to 1852 code for a protein of 503 amino acids. Lineage: Eukaryota; Fungi; Ascomycota; Dothideomycetes; Pleosporales; Didymosphaeriaceae.
GCUAGUCAGCUGACCUAGGCCGGCGCCAAGGAGUUUGGUCAAGGAAGCCGCCCGUGUUUACACUUGACGCACGCCCACUACAAUCCUAGCCCGUGUGCGACUGCCGACACCACCCUUUGACGCGCCCGAGCAGUAUACGCAUUAUUCGCCAAUUCCUACGCCCGAGCCAUACGAAACGAUCGAAUAUCAUAUCCACGCACCACCCGAACUCGCCGACGUGCGCGUGUUGUUGCCGCGCACAGCCCAUGCACGCGCUUCGCUCUCCGCACCCACCAACAACCACGUAGCAACCGGACUCAUGACAGCUGUGUUCGCGAGAUCUCCUCUGCAAUCGCUACCGAUGGCCACAAACCGCGCGACUGCGCGACGGAGGAGCGCCAGAACCGCAUUCGAUGACGACGAUGCGCCUGUUGUGAAGAGGGUAAAGACCGAAGUGACCGCAACGGCAAAGAGGACCAAUGGCGCGACAAGGAAGGCUGCAAAAACAGCAUACGACGAGGAUGACGACGGUUUUCAGUUUACGCGUCGCACAUCAAGGCGUACCACCAAGACCCAAACCGCGCCCGAACCAAUACUCGAAGAACCAAGCAAGCCUCCACCAGCGCGUAGGAAAAAGUCACUCGCUGCGCCUGAGCCCGAGCUCGAGCAGUUGGCACCGCAGAGGAAAAGGCGGUCGGCGCGUUUGUCAGGUGACAAGGACCACUUGGACCAGAUGGACGGCAGCGCAGACACAGCGAAGGCCGCGCCAAAGCGAGCAAAGAAAACCGCGAUAGUAGAAAAAGUGAAGAAGAGACAGACCACUCCUGCGCCGGAAACGCAGCCAGAAGGGAAGGCAGCGCCUGCUCCUGCACAGACACCAAAACUGGACGGGCUCCAUGUCGCAAAGAAGCGCGACGGGGCGACUAAGAUUAUGUUGCCCUUCGCCGACACACCUGUGAUCAAUCGCAACAAGGAAAUGCGGAAAGGUGGCAAAGAUGGUCAUCGGCGGAGUAGCACGGGGCUGAGAGGAAGGAGAGCCAGUUCCCUUAUCGACAGCGGAAUGUCCAAUGCGUUACCGCACUCUGAGGUCGAAGUUCGCGAUUUCUAUAAGUACAUCGAGCAAAGUCUGCCGGAACCGCGGCGCAUGAAGCAACUUUUGACCUGGUGCGGCUCACGAGCGCUGCCAGAGAAGCCUUCAGGAGAUGUCAAAAACGCAAAUGCCAUCAUGGCUGCACGAGCCAUCCAGCAAGAGCUUAUAGACGAUCUCGCGAGCAAACCGGAACUUUCGGAUUGGUUUAGCAGGGAGGAAACGGCACCCCUGACUGUGGUGAAAAAGCCAAAUCCCCAGAACGUUAAGAACCAGGCAACGCUCGAAGAGUUUGAACAAGAGGUCAAACGCCUUGAGGAAGAAAAGGCCGCCUGGGAAGCCUUAGCCGCGGCUCCAAACGCCUUACUCGCGCCUCCAUCAACACAAACAGGAACCCCCACAUUCGCCGAUAUCGACGCUUCUCUCCUCGAUAGCGAACAAGCCGCCAUACUAGCCGCCCUCCAAACUUCACAACCACCACAACCCGCAAAAACAUCCUCCGAACCUGCUUCCUCCACAUUCUCUUUCACAACACCCGCCGCAUUACAAUUCCACCUCGAGAAGCUCUCGCUCUCGCUAGAACCGAACAUCGACCUCUUCGCAGACGGCGUGCACAAGAUCGAGCAGUACAGGGGUACCGCUGAGCGGGUAGCGGACCGCGUGCUGGGCACUGCGUCCAAGCGGCUGGAAGAGCGCGACAAGGAGAGCAAGGCGAAGGUCGGCAGUGAAGGGAUCGGCGUGGGCGAUGUACUGCGGGGACUGGCGGGCGUACUGAAAGAGUCGUAGGGCGUCUCUAGGACCGCGAAUAUGGUGCAAGAGUCGUAGGAAGUCUCUAGGCCCGGCGACAUCGUAACUGUGACGGGAGUAGUACCACUGAAAGAAUGUUGCUCAUGACUGUUGAUGCGGCGUGCUGUGGGCGUUCUUCUGUAUCCGAAUGACGUAUGUGGAGUCUGUUAUUUUGGGUGCUCUUGCGGUGGUUUGGUCUGGGCUAGGUUGUCAUGCAUUUCAGGCGUUGGUGUUGAGAGGAGGACUUCGGGUAUACCAUUCUGUGUUAAGUCUAUGCAGUUACAGCUACAUUACAAGUCAAGUUACCUCG